AUGUAUUGUGUGUGUUGCAGUGAGGCAGCGGCACAUGCUGUAGCGACGUUGGCAGAAGCCACUCUACAAGGAGGAGGGCAGAUUGUCCUGGCAGAGACAGCAGCUGCUGUCGGGGCACUGGCAGGGGUUCAAGAUGCCACAGGUCUGGUCCAGAUCCCAGUCAGCAUGUACCAGACCGUCGUGACCAGCCUCGCUCAGGGCAACCGGCCCGUCCAGGUUGCCAUGGCACCUGUCGCCACACGCAUAGAUAACACUGUCACACUGGACGGCCAGGCGGUGGAGGUUGUGACCCUGGAGCAGUGACAUUCGGGAACCUUGGAAGGAGUAGAAAAGCACUGAAAAGGCCACCUUGGAGAUUUGUUUAUCUAUCUCGGUUUUCCAAGACGUCACUGUCGCUGUGUACAAUGUCAAAUAUAUUUUUAAAUGUACAUCUGCAGGGGAAGGAAGUUAUUAAUGCAUUGUGUUUACUAUGUAAAGAUAUUGCUUUUGUUGGUGUCAUUUUUUUUUUUUUUAAUUUUAUUUUAUUUUUCCCAUUUAGCUUCAUGUUGGUUUUUUUUGUUUUUUUUUUAAAGCUCUGUGUUUGUGGAGUAUUAAAUAUUUAUUUCCUUACAAUUAACCUUUACUUAAAACAAUGACGAACCAAAAAGCCCAGGAGGAAAGCCACCACUGCUUCACUCAAGAGUGUGUUACCUAUCAUUGUUCUGGAUUUUUUUUUCGGUAUCUUCUGUGUUCUUGACUGUUCUGUUUCUAGGAUACAUUAAAAAUUCAGUGCCAUAGUCAGAAAUCACUCCUUUUCUGUUUCCCUGUCCCCACCCCCUCUAUCAUCACUGUUCUAAGAUUUCCACCUGAAUCUCUCCGGAGCAGCAUCUGAGCUGUAGACACUCCCUGACAUUUUUCUCACGUUAGAUGAUAAAAUAUUAUGUUGGAGUAUCGUCUUGUCAUGUUCUGUUCCCUGUUCUGUUCCACUGUAGUCCACGCACAUGCCAAAAUUUGCGAAGACUCAGGAUAACACAGUACAUGAAGGUGUUUUUUACCGCUGGAUUUGCUGAGCUUGACUUCUUGAAGCAGUCUUUUUGUUUACCAAAUCUUGUUUCUUUCCCAGUGCAUGGAUAGGAGGAGCGCACCCCCUUGGUAUGUUGUUUUUAACACGAACUCCUUUGUAUGUCACUGAAGACUCGGUGGUCCACAUCACUUUGUAAAUGACGGGACGUUGGUCGUACUUGGAGCUGCAGUAUUUUGCAACCCCAAAAAAAACAACAAAACAAAACGCUUGGCAGGAAUCAACUUAGUUUGAUGCAGCUGUAACAGUCAGUUUAACUCUCACCAGACUUGUAUUUGAAAAAAAUAUUGUCCAAUAAAAUGGCUGCUGUUCACCAUUCAAACAGUUGCUCUCUCAGUUAUUUGCUGAAAACAUGGAAUGCUAAAGUGUUUUUCACAAUAAAAUAUCUGCAUGUGA
Messenger RNA from Stegastes partitus (bicolor damselfish), 1456 nucleotides. RefSeq names its product nuclear respiratory factor 1 (gene nrf1). The transcript is spliced from 2 exons. Gene Ontology annotation, molecular function: DNA-binding transcription factor activity. Gene Ontology annotation, biological process: regulation of transcription by RNA polymerase II. Bases 1 to 303 code for a protein of 100 amino acids. The record is from RefSeq and is a predicted model, not a curated record. Lineage: Eukaryota; Metazoa; Chordata; Actinopteri; Pomacentridae.